CUUUAAGGAAUACUCAGCUUCGCUCGCCUAAAUAUUUUCAAAAUCGCGCCUCUUCCUUUUUGUGUGUUUCUUCGGACACAAAUCUAACUCUCUUUGCUGUCGUUGGAGCUUCCAUGGAGUUAGUUUCCUUCCUUGGCAGAGCUCUCUUCGUUUCCGUCUUUCUUCUCUCCGCCUGGCAAGAGUUCAAUGAUUUUGGCAAUGAUGGAGGACGAGCAGCUAAAUCUCUAAGACCAAAGUUCAAUGCUUUUGUUAGUCACGUGACGACUCAUACUGGUCAGCAAUUGCCACCAGUCGAUAUGAAGCUUCUUGUUGCUGCUGCUAUAGCCUUAAAGGGUAUUGGUGGACUUUUGUUCGUUUUUGGCAGCUCCUUGGGAGCCUAUCUCCUGCUUCUUCAUCAAGCUGUUGCUACACCAAUUCUUUACGAUUUCUACAACUACGAUGUUGAGAGAAAGGAGUUUAGCCAACUGUUUUCCAAGUUUACUCAGAGUCUUGCACUCGUUGGGGCACUCCUCUUCUUUAUUGGAAUGAAGAACUCGAGGAGGCAUCGUAGGCAACUCCGGAAGAAGACUCCAAAAGCUAAAGCAAACUGAAGAUAGAGGAAAAAUGUUUUCAUCGUGUUUUUUUUUUCCAGCUUUUGUAGCAUAAGCGGGUGUGUAUUUUUGUUUUGGUAUCCAGACAUGGGUUUAGAGAUGGUAUGCGAUGAGGCAAAAUCUUUGCAAAUCAUUUUGCUUUUCUCUAUAGACGCUUUUUCACACUUCCGGUUCUCUUAGAGAGAGAUACCAUUUACAUUUAGACUAAAUUACUAUGUGACUGAUGCUUUUGGUUGUGGAACUGCCAUCAGCUCAACAACCUCAUCAAAACCCAUUCACUUUCUGAAAAUUCUCUGCACAGUUC
Messenger RNA from Eruca vesicaria subsp. sativa (arugula), 894 nucleotides. NCBI's taxonomy places the organism in Eukaryota, Viridiplantae, Streptophyta, Magnoliopsida, Brassicales, Brassicaceae. The record is from the annotation of a GenBank genome assembly.